Colletotrichum spaethianum is the source of this 1158-nucleotide messenger RNA. Its product is annotated as mycophenolic acid synthesis protein B. Gene Ontology annotation, molecular function: oxidoreductase activity. The coding region runs from base 1 to 1158 and encodes 385 amino acids. Lineage: Eukaryota; Fungi; Ascomycota; Sordariomycetes; Glomerellales; Glomerellaceae. The record is from RefSeq and is a predicted model, not a curated record. The transcript has 4 exons.
AUGGCUCUCAUCGCAGCCUGGGUUACCUUGUGCGCCUCACUCCGCUUCAAACGCAUCACCAACUUCCAGAAGCAGAUGGGCUUCAGCGAUCGUGAUUCUUUGGCACUCAUGACGAACAACCAGGCCCAGCUCAUCCUCAAGAACAUUAUCGAAUUUGAGUUCCCCAAGAUGUACAUUCUUUCUCUCCAGUUCGCCAUCUUCAAGACAUAUGGCAUUGAGACUAUGUCCAAGCUCAUCGUCGCCACCAAGAACCUGGCUGAUGCCGCCAACGCACAGAAGCGAUUCUCCCUCAAUCCUCCCACCUCAGAGCGCGCCCUCAAGGCCAUCUCCCGCAUGAACUACCUCCACAGCCGCUACGUAGCCGCUGGACAGAUCUCUAACGCUGACUUCCUUUACACCCUGGCCGUCUGCAUCACCGAGCCCAUCCGCUUCAUGCGUCUAUACGAGUGGAGGCCCCUUACCGACAUGGAGGUCUGCGCCAUCGGUACCCACUGGAAGGCCAUUGGCGAUGCUAUGGACAUCCAAUACAAAGGCUUCCUCCGCCAGGAGUCGUGGGCCAACGGUAUUGAGUUCGUCGAGGAUAUCACCGCCUGGGCCGCCCAGUACGAGGUUGAUGAGAUGAAGCCCGCCAAGGUCAACCUCCAGGCGAGUUCCCAGCUGACUGAAAUGAUGCUCUUUCACGUCCCGAGCUUUGCCAAGUCGUUCGCCCGGGAGGUGCUGUAUGUUCUUAUGGGAGACCGCGUCCGUGCUGCUUUCUGCUUCCCCGAACCCGGCAUCGUCGCAUCUCUUGCCGCCUAUGCAGCCCUCGUCACCCGUCGCUUCGUCGUCCGCCACCUCAUGCUCCCACGCUUCACCCCCGUCGUCUACUUCUCGGGCCCGGAUCCCGACACAGGCCGCAUCCUGCACCACGACUACCUUGUCCACCCGUACUACAACCCCGCCACUGUCUGGAACCGCUGGGGUCCCAUCGGCCUGGCGACCCGGCUCCUUGGGGGUACUGUUCCUGGCCCGGAGAAGAUGAUGCCGCAAGGCUUCCUGUUCGAAGACAUUGGUCCCCGGGAGAAGAUGGGCAAGGGCUCCGCUGAGAUGACACAGUGUGUUGAGGCACUGAAGAGCCGUCGCCGCGAUGCCUGCCCCUUUACUGGUGGUUCGUCUUGA